This is a messenger RNA of Fundulus heteroclitus (mummichog), 1675 nucleotides long. RefSeq names its product proton activated chloride channel 1 (gene pacc1). The record is from RefSeq and is a predicted model, not a curated record. The coding region runs from base 195 to 1262 and encodes 355 amino acids. The transcript is spliced from 8 exons. NCBI's taxonomy places the organism in Eukaryota, Metazoa, Chordata, Actinopteri, Cyprinodontiformes, Fundulidae.
GGGGGAGCGUGGGGGGGUUGAAUUAAUAGUGGGGCUGAGUUGGAGGACGAGAAACCGGGAAUCCCGAGCGAGAGAAAUGACAUUUCCUUAAAAAAAAAAUGUUUGCGUUACUCAAAGUCCGCUUUUUUGUGACCCAAUAGAAAUAGCUUCAAUGCUUUGACGGUAGAUCCGCUCCAGGAAAGAAGAGCUAAGGAAUGCCCGGAACGGGAAACAGAGGAUCCUACCAACAGUUCAACGAUGACGAUUACGACAAUGAUAAAGGGAACGGUCAGUCUCAAGACUCUUUUGAUGAGAUCGAUGACGAUGUGGUACCUGUGGAGUCCAACGGCAACGCCGCACGAGGGGGUGACAUAAGAGGCAACAUCCCACCGAAGAGAUUCAGCAAAACCUGCGUGAAGAACGUCUUCACUGUGCUGCUCAUCUUCAUCUACCUGGUGCUGACUGCCGUGGCCAUUUUCCUAGCCUACCAGACUAUCUCCGACUUUUUGAAUAAACUCAGUCAGCCUGUCAUGUCUGUCAGCUACAAGGAAGUGGACUCAUUCCCGCCUCCUGGUAUCGCUCUGUUCCCUGGCAAUGCUCAGCUGCUGAGCUGCAAACAUCACUACCACGACUACAUCCCACCCAUAGUGGACCCUGGAACGCCUCAAGAACAGGACUGUGAGAUGACAGAAGUGACUUAUUUUGGGCCGUUCACAGACCAGAAACAGAAAAGAGCCGUGGUGGUCCGUGGCCCAUCGGACGUGAAGAACAGAGAGCUGAUCUUCAUGCAGUUCAGUCAGAAUGAAACCCAGGAGGACUUCAGUGCCAUUUCAUAUAUGCUUUUUGCUAAGUAUAGCGACUUGAUUGAAAGUGCAAACAAGUCCGAGUUUAUGAGGGACUGUGAGCGAAAUUACUCCAUGUGGACCUUCUCCGGGGGAUUCAGGACCUGGGUCAAGAUGUCUUUAGCAAAAACAUCUGGGAGAAACAAGGAAGCGGUUGAGUUUCGGCAAGAGUCCGGAGUGGUGAAGUUUAACGAUAAGAGGCCUGAAGCAGACCAAAAGGAUCAACUCUUCUUUGUUGUCUUUGAAUGGCGAGAUCUCUACAUUCAGGAAAUCAGGCUGAUAGUGACUGCGAAUCCCUGGAGCUCCGUGGGGAUCCUCUGCGCUGUCUUCAUGGCUCUCUUCAAGGCUGCAAAUUUCGCUAAACUCACUAUAACAUGGAUUAUUAAGAUGCGUAAGAGGCAUCUGAGGCAUAAAGCAAGGGAACUAAACCCAGUGAGCUAACACACAUUGGAGGAAACCUCUGCCUGCACAAAUGGACAGAAUUCCCAUGAUGAUAAACAAACAAGUGAUCGAUCUUUUUUUCAAUGCAACUCUUGAUGCCAUGAUGAACAGUAUUUUUUAUAAUAGGAGAAAAUGGUUUAUACUUGGGCAACAUUUCUUGAAACGCAAUAUUUUUAUACACGAAACGGGCUGUAUUUUAGCAUUUUAGAUUUUUCAACCACUUAAAUGUAUCUUCUGUAUAACAGUAGAUAUUUUGUUUCAUUUCUAAACAUUUCUGGAAUGACAGUUUUGCACAUGUACGAUUAAGUUGCUGAGAGAUGAAAUGCUUUAAAAGUCUUUUUGUAUAUAUUUUUAGUAUGUUGAGCUCGUGUAACUGAGAAACAAUGCUUGAAGCCAGAGUUUUGUGGCAAUGA